UACUAAGCAACACAACGUACUACUGUACCGGUAGUUCCGAUUUAGUCCUGUCUACUACACUUUCUACCUCAGGAUUUGACGGCAGGGACACCAGUGUCCAUCCAGGAUCCAUCUAGCAUGGGGCUUCUUUCUAGAAUUGCUGUGCUGUACGUACCAGCGCGCCGGUGGGCAGCAGGAGGGGUGUGCGAGAGUCAGGCCAGGCUGGACGGCAAGACGGUCAUCAUCACGGGAGCGAACACGGGCAUCGGCAAGGUCACGGCCAGGGACAUGGCGGAGAGAGGUGCGCGUGUGAUUCUGGCCUGCAGAAGUCUGGAGAAAGCCGAGGAGGCCGCUAAAGAAAUCCGCAGCCAGACGGGAAACAAGAACGUCGCUGUGCACAAACUUGACCUUGCCUCUCUGGCGUCAGUCAGACAGUUUGCGAAGGUCAUCAACGACGCUGAGCCACGAUUGGACGUCCUCAUCAACAAUGCAGGUGUGAUGGGUUGUCCGCGGUGGGAGACGGAGGACGGGUUUGAGAUGCAGCUCGGAGUGAACCACCUGGGCCACUUCCUCCUCACCAACCUCCUCCUGGACAAGCUCAAACAGUCCGCGCCCAGCCGGGUCGUCACUGUCUCAUCUCUCGCGCACGCCUUCACGAACGGUAUGAACUUCGACGACAUCAACUACGAAAAGGACUACAAUCCAGAGGAAUCCUACCGCAGAAGCAAGCUGGCUAAUGUGCUGUUUUCUAGGGAGCUUGCCAGGAGGCUAGAAGGGACUGGAGUCACCUCCAACUCCCUCCACCCGGGAGUCAUCUACACAGAGCUGGUCCAGCAUCGAGAGGAGCGCAUACGUGGGGCCGUCGGUGAACAGCUGUCCAAGGUGGCCAGUAAGAUCAUGUCAGGCUUUGUUGGUGUGUUUGGAAAGACGUUGGAGGAAGGUGCCCAGACCACCAUCUGUUGUGCAGUAGCCGAGGAAUGGGAGAACACAACUGGGCUAUACUUCAGUGACUGCGUGCCUAAGGAGACGUCAGCAGCAGGCAAGGACGACGAGGCAGCCGCCAGACUCUGGGACGUCAGCGAGAGGAUGGUCGGACUCAAGGCAUGAUGUCACACAGGGUCAUGCCUGUAGCCAGGGG
Messenger RNA from Branchiostoma belcheri (Belcher's lancelet), 1117 nucleotides. Its product is annotated as retinol dehydrogenase 13-like. Bases 118 to 1086 code for a protein of 322 amino acids. The record is from RefSeq and is a predicted model, not a curated record. Lineage: Eukaryota; Metazoa; Chordata; Leptocardii; Amphioxiformes; Branchiostomatidae. The transcript has 6 exons.